Xyrichtys novacula (pearly razorfish) is the source of this 22527-nucleotide messenger RNA. Lineage: Eukaryota; Metazoa; Chordata; Actinopteri; Labriformes; Labridae. The record is from the annotation of a GenBank genome assembly.
AUGACCGGCUCUCUUCACCUGGACGUGGGGCUGCUGCUGCUGCUGCUGCUGGCCUGCUGGAAGACCCCGGAGCCGGCCGGAGCGAGUGAGUACCAGGGGCCAGGCUACGGAAGUCAAUCUGUGCCAUCUGAUUUUAAAUCUGAAUUUCUAAAACUGAAGGGUUUUUUUGCAUCAAAAUCAGACUUUGAAUUUCAAAAGUGUCAAAAUUCAAGAACACAUUUUUAUUUCUGACACUUAUUUUUUUCACAAUAAUGAAAUAAAUUCAGUGUAAAAAAAAAAAUCAGUCUCUCAAAAUAUUCAUGUAGUAUAAAUUCAACAGAAAAAAAAACUGUAAAAAAAAUUUCAGUUUUAAAAUAUUUAGUGUAAAACAGACCGACUCAACAUGCGGGUAACCAGGGAGAAGUAUGGAAGUCAAUCUGUGCCAUCUGAUUAAAUUUUUAAAGCUACAUUUUUUUGCGUCAAAAUCAGCCUUUUAAUUUCAAAACCAUCAAAUUUCAAGCACACAUCUUUAUUUCUGACACUUAUUUUCUCACAAUGAUAAAAAAAAUUCAGUGUAAAAAAAAUCAGUCUCUCAAAUUAUUUGUGUUGUAAAAUUCAACUUAAAAAAACAACUGUGGGGAAAAAAAAAAUCAACAUAGAAAAAUUAUGAAAUGAUCUGUCCAUGCAGCAAGAUCAUUUCACUAAACAAGAUUUCGUGAAUGAAGAUUGUUCAGUCUAGAAAUAAUCAUGUCUACAAAUGUAUUUGGAAGAUUAAAGCGGUGCAGAAAUCAUGUGCGGUUAUUUUUCAGAAAUGUUUUUGGAUGCUGAUGAUGAAAAACUAAAUAAAAAUGUCUCACAGAUCUUUAAUUUGACGGACAGACUCGGUGAAAAGGAGGACUCGUUGUUCAGAGGCUGGACAGAACAGCUUCCAUGAACACGCCGCCGCUGCUCGCUGCUCGUUGCUCGCCGCUCGCCGUCUGUGGGUUGAGUGUUGUGGGUAUCUGCGCGGUGUUUACUCCUCAUAAUUCACGCAGACAAACCGCUGUAGUAAAACUGUCAGAAGCUUAAUUUAGUGUUUAUCCUGGGAUUGGAAUUUCACAGCCGUCUCCCUCCUCUCUCAGGUCGCUUUAAUUAGCUGCAGCAGGCACUUAAAUCACCCUCCGCCCUCCUCCGCCACCCUCCGCCCUCGCUCUCUUUAUCCUUCCCCUGAAAAUCAGAGCUACGCCUCUGCGAAUGAAACCAGAUCAACGCCCUCCUCACUUAAUCUUCGUUUACGAACCUUCUAUUGAUUUAUCUGCAGAGCGGCUCUUUUUUCACCUCUCAGCUGCGGGGAUCGUCUCUGCCAGGCUGGAUUCUCAGGGUGAAACAAGGACUUUCAUUCAUGGGAAAACAGCCGGGUCAGUGUCACAACCAACGACGAAACAGCAGGAAGUGUCUCCAACAGAUUUCAGCCCCAAAACACACAGAAGGCUCCACCUGAGAGGAGACCGGAGCACAAAUGUCACGUUUAGGUUUGGAAAGAGGAUUUCUACAGUCCAGCAGCAGAAACCAAAACAGUCUCAGCAGCUUCAGGGUUAAAUGAGAGCGGAGAGCUGAGUUCGUAUGGAAGUCAAUCUGUGCCAUCUGAUUUUGAAUUUGAAUUUCUAAAGCUGAAUUUUAAAUCAGACUUUGAAUUUUAAAACUAUUGAAUUUCAAGCACGCAUUUUUAUUUUUUACACCGAGAGCCACAACGGAAGUUAACCACGCAAAAAAAAGGAGCGAUGGGAAAAAAAGUUACUUACUGUGAAAAUAAGAGAAUGCAAAUAAAAAAAAACACAACAGAAGUUCAUGAUGCAAAAAAAUAAAUAAAAAUAAAAAUAAAGCUGAAGCCUGCUGAAAAAAAAACAAUAGAAACAGUGCAGAUAAAAAAAAGGGCUUCAACAAAAGUUAACGAUGCAAAAAAAUAAGAAACCGAAGGAAACGGUGCAGAUUUUUGCACCCUUUUAUUUUUGCAGAAAGAAACUUUUUUUCAGUCCUUUUUUUAAUUUUAUUUGCAGCAGUGGCGUUCUUUUUUUUGGUGUUUCUUUGUUAUUUGCAGCAGUGGCGGCUCUCGGCCACCCUAAGUUCUGCAGUCAUGAAUAUAUCCCUCCAGGAUUGGUUGUCCUUGUUGGACGUCUCUCUCUCUCUCUCUCUCUCCUUCUCCCUCUCUCUCUCUCUCUCUCUCUCUCUCCCUCUCUCUCUCUCUUUCUCUCCCUCUCUCUGUUUUGUUUGUUUUGUUUCCUGAAUCUCUGCAGAAAAGUCGUUUUAUUCUGACUUCAGAAGAAUCUUGAGGAGGAUGUCAGAUCUCCUUGUUUUUGCAUGUAGACCUUUAACCCAGUUAAACACUUGGACAUUUGUCCUCCUCCUCCUCCUCUUCCUCCUCCUGUCAUGUGAGAGAACUCUUCCUCUGUCUCAUUAACACUCGGACAGUUUUCAGAUCUCACUUUGACUUGAAAACUCUCCUCUGAGUGUUUGUGCAGAGAUGUGGGAGUGAGGAGGAGGAGGAGGAGGAGGAGGAGUUCAGACUCUUCAGCAGUAGGUUAGAGAGCAGCUAACUUCAUUAUCCCUGUGUGCAGACACCUGUUGGUCUCCUCUCUGGAGUCUUGCUCUGAGGACACGCCGUGACAUUGCAGUCAGGUCAGACUCUCGGAGAAUAGCUAACAACAACAUUCCCGGUGUGUGUUGGUCUGCAGGAGCAGAGCUGGCGCUCAUCUCCAGUCUCUCUCCAGGUCUCUUUGUUUUCUCAAAGUGUUUGUUGGAUUUCAAAGCAGGAGGCUGAAGCUCCUGAAGACCCAGACCCCCAAAGGUCCCCACACUCACUCCUGUAUUUAUCUCUGCGCUGAUGUGUCCUCCUCUCUGACUCCCACACUCCUCCUGAAGUUCUUGUUGUUGCUGUUGUCAUUGUUGUCCUCAUUGUUGUUGUUAUGUUGUUGUUCUUGUUGUUGCCAUCAUUGUCAUCGUUGUUGUCAUUGUCGUCAUUAUUGUUGAUGUUGUGGUUCUCGUUAUCAUUGUCUGUGUUGUUAGUGUCAUUAUUGUCAUCAUUAUUGUCAUCAUUAUCAUUGUUGUCAUUGUUGUCGCUGUUGUUGAAGCUGCUGUCGUUUUGGUCAUUGUUGUUGUUGUUGUCAUUGUUGUGGUUGCAGUUAUUGUUGUUGUUGUUGUGGUCGUUGUUGUAGUUUUGUUAUUGUUGUUGUCAUUGUUGUCCUCAUUGUUGUUGUUUUGUUGUUGUCGUUGUCAUGGUUGCAGUUGUUGUUUCGUUGUUUUGUUGUUGUCGUUGUCAUGGUUGCAGUUGUUGUUGUUUUGUUGUUGUUGUUGUCGUUGUCAUGGUUGCAGUUGUUGUUUCGUUGUUUUGUUGUUGUCGUUGUCAUGGUUGCAGUUGUUGUUGUUUCGUUGUUUUGUUGUUGUUGUUGUUGUCAUUGUUGUCCUCAUUGUUGUUGUUGUUGUCAUUGUUGUGAUUGCAGUUAUUGUUGUUGUUGUUGUUGCUGUGGUCGUUGUUGUAGUUUUGUUAUUGUUGUUGUCAUUGUUGUCCUCAUUGUUGUUGUUUUGUUGUUGUCGUUGUCAUGGUUGCAGUUGUUGUUGUUUCGUUGUUGUUGUUGUUAUUGUUGUCCUCAUUGUUGUUGUUUUGUUGUUGUCGUUGUCAUGGUUGCAGUUGUUGUUGUUUCGUUGUUUUGUUGUUGUUGUUGUUGUCAUUGUUGUCCUCAUUGUUGUUGUUGUUGUUGUCAUUGUCGCGGUUGCAGUUGUUGUUGUUUUGUUGUUGUCAUUGUUGUGGUUGCAGUUGUUGUUGUUUCGUUGUUUUGUUAUUGUUGUUGUCAUUGUUGUCCUCAUUGUUGUUGUUUUGUUGUUGUCGUUGUCAUGGUUGCAGUUGUUGUUGUUUCGUUGUUUUGUUGUUGUUGUUGUUGUCAUUGUUGUCCUCAUUGUUGUUGUUGUUGUUGUCAUUGUCGCGGUUGCAGUUGUUGUUGGUUGAUCUCUGUUUCUCAGUCUUCUGCUCGUCUGUUCUUCCGUCGUCGUUUCUCUGCGUCUCUGCAGCUCCUCCUGGUCGUCAUUUGUGGGUUUGAGGGCAGAUUGAAGUUCUCCUCUAAUUGCUGACAUUUCAGUUCAGUUCAGUUUUUGCAGAAUGUUCUGGUUAGUCAGAAAAGACUCUUUUAUAAACCUGUUUUUAUCAGAAUGACUGUGUAGGAGCACAAAAACUAAAACGUUCACAACAACACAGAGUCUCAGAAGAUCUGCAGAUAGACCAGAAGAACUUUUACAGCCCCAAAAUAAAGUUUAAUAUAUAUAAUAUAAGCAUAAAAUAAGUAUAAAAUGCUGCUUUAAAGAUGAGAUAACUUAAAAAAUGUCACUUUUCCAGCCCUAAAAUCAGUGAAAUCGACUAAAUCUAAUCAAUGACAUAUUUAUUUUUCUUCCUUUGAUCAAAUGAAGCUGAAGAUUAGUUCAACCAAAAAUAGAAAUGUAGAGAAAAAAUACCCAGUAUUAGUGAAGAAUGACUAAACUCUGUCUCAAUCCAAGCAGGCUGAUCUUGAAACAAGGCUUACUGAAUCUGAAAACAAGAUUCCUUUGGAUGAGACUAGAACUGAUUUGAACAGUUAUUUUUCUCAUGUGAAGAUUUCCUGACUAUUGGAGACAAACAGAAGAGAAGGUUGUUGGAGAGAAGAUUACAGUGGAAACUUAAAGACUCUGAAAACAGGAGAAAUUCUCCAACACUUCUGGAUCUACGUUUGUUUUCUUGGUAAGAACUGAAUCGUUUGUAGGAUGCAGAGGGGAUAAACCUAUAAACGGAGAAUUAAAGUCACAGAAACACUCAGAGAAAGAGAGAGACUAUGAUUAGAGAGGACCACAAGGGGACAAAGUGACCCCGCAGAGACCACCAAAACCAGCAGAGACCACCAAAACCAGCAGAGACCUGUAGACAGAGUCAGCUGCUCACUGCUCUUAUGUAAGAGGCGAAACUUCCUCUUAAUCAGCAUGCACAGGUCGUAACUGGACUCUGAAAACACACACACACACACACACACACACACACACACACACACACACACAGAGUCAGAGUAGACUCCUCAGUGUGGAGCCAUUAUCCAGAUUAUUCUGUCUGAGUGGAUCAGCAGACUGUUUUUAACUGCUGCGCUGAUUUAUGAUGGACUGUCGGCUCCGCCUCCUACGUCACUGAGAGACACUCGCUCUGAGAGAAACCAUGGAAACACGCCCUCACCCAGCCCCCCCUCAUUGUUGUUGUUGUUGUUGUCAUUGUCGCAGUCGUGGUUAUUGUUGUUGUUGAUGCUGCCGUUGUUAUUGUCAUUGUCGUAGUUUUGGUUAUUGUUGUUGUCCUUGUUGUUGCUGUGGUCCUCGUUUUUGUUGUUGUUCUUGUAAAAUUUAUUGUCAUUGUUGUCGUUGUUUUUUGUCGUUCUUUGUUGUUGUGGUUGUUUUUGUUGUGGUCAUUGUUGUUGUUAUUGUUGUUGUUAUUAUUGUGGUUGUUGUUGUUGGUGUUGUGGUUGUUAUUGUUGUGGUUAUUGUUGUUGUUAUUGUUGUGUUUUUUCUUGUGGUCAUUGUUGUUGUUAUUGUUGUGGUUGUUGUUGUUGUUGUUGUUAUUAUUAUUGCGGUUGUUGUUGUUAUUAUUAUUGUUGUUGUUAUUGUUGUGGUUAUUGUUGUUGUUAUUGUUGUGGUUAUUCUUGUUGUUAUUGUUGUGGUAGUUGUUGUUGUUAUAAUUGUGGUUGUUGUUGUUAUUGUUGUGGUUGUUGUUAUUGUUGUUAUUAUCAUUGUGGUCAUUGUUGUUGUUAUUAUUCUGGUUGUUGUUGUUGUUAUUGUGGUUAUUAUUGUAACGGUUGUUGUUGUUAUUGUACUUUUGCUGAAACAAGCGCCAAAUUUUGUCUGAGGCUUCCGUUGGAUGUACCAAAGUUUUUAACCCUGAACCUCCAAAAUGUCGUGUAAAAUAGAGUGUGAAGACCCCUGAGGCCUGUGAGUUUAACGGUUUAGGUGGAGAGGUGGAAUCUAUGACACUAGCUCUAUAGAAACAGAGUGAACAGAAGAGCUUCACCUGAACCUCAGAAACCUUCAUGACAGGAUCUGAACGCUUCCUCCACGUUAAAAAAUGAUAAAAGGAGCAUCAAGAAUUCAUCCGAACAAACCAGCUGAAGGAUGAGCAAGGACGAGCUCUGUGUGUGUGUGUGUGUGUGUGUGUGUGUGUGCGCUCGUGUGUGUGCGCUCUCCUACAUUCAUCUGAGCAGCUAUAUUUCAUCACUUAAUCAAUACCUACAUCCUCCUCCUCCUCCUCCUCUUUUUCUCUUAUUCUUUCUCUCACAUUGAUCCUCUUCCUCCUCCCUCUCCGUCCAUCCGUCCGUCUCUCUCUUCACUCUUCCUCUCCUCUCGUCUUUUCUUCUCCCUCCGAACCAGAAGGUUGAAAAUUCACUCUGCCAUCUCCUGAUUUCAGCCUCAGAUAAUUCGUCUUUUUUUCUCCUCUGACUCAUUUAUCCUCCUGUCCUCCUCUUAAUCUCUCUCUCUCUCUCUCUCUCUCUCUCUCUCUCUCUGUACAUAAUGUAAUAGCAGGGGUCUUUUGGGAUUUAGCAGCCGUGACGUGACAGGAGAGUUCAGGGGAGAAGUUGCUGUCAUUGUCUCUGACAGGGGAGCAUGUCUCUCUCUCUCUCUCUCUCUCUCUCUCUCUCUCCCUGUGUGUGUGUGUGUGUGUGUGUGUGUGUGUGUAGACUCCUCAGGACCUGCUGUGAGGAUGAUAUUUUAGAGUUUCUGUCAUUUUCUGUCCUGAACAGACCCUCUCUCAGACUCAGCAUCUAUGAGCUCUGGUGGUUUAGAAAUGUCAAACCUGGUAUGGAAGUCAAUCUGUGCCAUCUGAUUUAAAUUUUGAAUUUCUAAAGCUGAAUUUUUUUGCAUCAAAAUCAGACUUUGAAUUUUAGCACCAUCAAAUUUUAAGUACGCAUUUUUGAUUUUGUAGUAAUGUAGCAAAAAAUUCAACUUAAAAAAAAUUGUUUAAAUAUAUUCAACAUAAAAAAUUGUCAGGGUCAAAUAACUCUGUGUCAAAAAAUUGAGUGUAAAACAGACCGACUCAACAUCUGGGCAAUCAGGGAGAAGUAAUCGAUUUAUGGAAGUCAAUCUGUGCCAUCUGAUUUUGAAUUUGAAUUUUUUUAGAGCUGAAUUUUUUUGCAUCAAAAUCAGAUGUUGAAUUUCAAGCAUGCAUUUUUAUUUGUGACACUUAUUUUUUCACAAUGAUGAAAUAAUUUCAGUGUAAAAAAAAUUGGUCUCUCCAAAAAUUGUGUAGUACAAAUUCAACUUAAAAAAAACAACCCUGGUGGAAAAUUGAGGAAUCGAUUUUUUUACACUGAAUUUAUUUCAUCAUUAUAGGAAAAAAAAUUGUUUCAGAAAUAAAAAUGCGUGUUUGAAAUUCAAAGUCUGAUUUUGAUGCCAAAAAGUUCAGCUUUAAAAAAAUUCAAAUUCAAACUGAGAUGGCACAGAUUGACUUCCAUACAGCUGCAGCUGCCUGACUCCUGUUUCUCCAGCCUCACUCGUGUUUCUGCAGCUGCUGUUCAUCAGGACGCUCUCAUGAAGGUUUUAGUCACAGACGCCGCAGCAGCCGCCAGUUCCUCCGCCCACAGAGUCAGGAAAUAGACCAGCAUGCACUGCAGCCACACAUGGCGCUUUUUUCUCCCACUCUCUCUGCUUUCAUUCAGCGCUCCCACUCAGGCUGAGUGCAACAGGUUCAUACGCCUUCACUGUCAGAGGGCAUGCUGGGAAAUGGGAGGUGACAGACUGAGGCAGACAGAUAUAUUUUGUUCAUAAACUUUUAAAAAGCACGAUAUAAAAUAAUGAUAAUGAUAAUAUUUUUUAUUUAUAAGGCGCUUUUACAGAUGCUCAAAGACGCCUCACAAAGAAAAAAAAUAUGAAACAAUUUAAAAUACAGAAAAUUUUGAGGAAUAAAACCAACGAUGUAAAAGACAUAUGAAAAGACGAUAAAAGAAGAGUUCACAGGUGAAAAGAGAGUUUAUAUCAUCAGAUCUGCACACAGACGACACUCAGAUCUGCCUCUGGAUAAAGAAAAGAGAUGUUAGCUCUCUGAAUAGUUUUGAUCUUUUUAAACUUUAAUGAAAAGAAAAGGGAGCUGGACCCUCUUUUACCGUAUUUUUAACCCACAGUUUUACAUCGUGGUGUAAAAGUCGACACAGAUUUUAAAUCAACUCUGUUGUUAAAUCCAUUUUUUAAUCAUCUGAGGCUUUUAUCCCAGAUGAAAUCCUUUUUAUCUUUUAAUGAUUUUUAAUAAAGUCAUUCCUGUUUUUAUUUUUUAUUGUUUUUUUUGAUCAGGUUUCUCUCUCUCACUCACAGUUUGUCCAAAACGCUGCUGCUCGUCUUUUAACAACAAAAACAUGACCACAUCACCACGGUUCUGUUCAUUUUAAAAUCCAUUUUAAUAUUUUAUUGUUUGUUUUUUAACCACAGUACGUCUCUGACCUCUUAAAUGUUUAUACUCCCCCACGCUCCGACUAUCUCUUAUCCCUUUUAUUUCUUUGAUGCUUUUGUGUUUUUAUUUGUUUUAUUUCAUUUUAGAUGUUUUUUAUUUAUGUCCUGGUGAUGUUUUCUGUUUGUUCUUUUAAACUUCACUGUGCAGCAGCAGCACUUUGGCAAACAUGAGAAUUUUUUAAAAUGUGACGUAGAAAUUAAGUGGAUUGUAUAAAUCUACGGUUUGACUUUUCCUUUUCUUUCUCUUCCUUUAAAUUACGUUUCUCUCUCUCUCUCUCUCUCUCUCUCUCUCUCUCUCUCUCUCUCUCUCUCUCUCGCUCGUCCUCUUCUUACUGAUGAUUUAGCACCUUUUAAAAAAAUCUCUCUGUGCAGAAACUUCCCAUUAGUUUCAAUCUUCCUCCAGAGAUUCAUUAACACCAGCUUUAAUGUGUGUGUGUGUGUGUGUGUCUGUGUGUGUGUGUGUGUGUGUGUGUGUGUGUGUGUGUGUGUGUGUGUGUGUGUGUGUCUUUGCACAUGAUCAUACAGUUAUGUAGAGCUGACACUUUAAUCCGCUGAUUCACAGUGAAGAGGGGGUGGACCUGAGACCGUCCUCACAGCGUCCUGCUGAAGGACGGCGAGGAACCGAGAAACAGGCAGAAACACAUGAUGACGAUGACGUGUGUCUGUGUUUGUGUGUCUGUGUUUGUGUGUCUGUGUGUCUGUGUUUGUGUCUGUGUCUGUGUUUGUGUGUCUGUGUGUGUGUCUGUGUGUCUGUGUUUGUGUGUCUGUGUGUCUGUGUGUCUGUGUGUCUGUGUUUGUGUGUCUGUGUCUGUGUGUCUGUGUCUGUGUGUCUGUGUUUGUGUGUCUGUGUUUGUGUGUCUGUGUGUUUGUGUGUCCGUGUGUCUGUGUGUUUGUGUUUGUGUGUCUGUGUGUCUGUGUCUGUGUGUCUGUGUUUGUGUUCGUGUGUUUGUGUGUCUGUGUUUGUGUCUGUGUGUCUGUGUUUGUGUGUCUGUGUUUGUGUCUGUGUUUCUGUGUCUGUGUUUGUGUUUCUGUGUUUGUGUGUCUGUGUCUGUGUUUGUGUGUCUGUGUGUCUGUGUCUGUGUCUGUGUGUUUGUGUUUGUGUGUCUGUGUUUGUGUGUCUGUGUUUGUGUGUCUGUGUCUAUGUGUCUGUGUGUCUGUGUUUGUCUGUGUGUCUGUGUGUCUGUGUUUGUCUGUGUGUCUGUGUCUGUGUCUGUGUCUGUGUGUCUGUGUGUCUGUGUGUCUGUGUUUGUGUGUCUGUGUGUCUGUGUGUCUGUGUCUGUCUGUGUCUGUGUGUCUGUGUGUCUGUGUUUGUGUCUGUGUGUCUGUGUGUCUGUGUGUCUGUGUUUGUCUGUGUGUCUAUGUGUCUGUGUGUCUGUGUGUCUGUGUCUGUGUCUGUGUGUCUGUGUCUGUGUGUCUGUGUGUCUGUGUUUGUGUGUCUGUGUCUGUGUGUCUGUUUCCACUCAGAAUAAGGACUCUGUUUUUCUGAACACCGGCUGAUAAAGAUCUUCACUUUUUUCUGACAGUUUUUCCUCAUUCUCUGUUUGAUGUCUUUAAAGGGAUAUUCUGACGUAAAAUUAAUUCACAGCGAGUUAGAGCUCAAAAUAAAAGACGUGUCAAACAUCAGAUUCACAUUAAAUAUUCACUUUUUUGACCAGCUGUUCACGACCCAUCCAGAACGUGUCUGCGACCCACUUUUGGGUGGGGACCCACCAGUUGAGAACCACAGCUUUAGAUGACCUGAUACUCAUAAACUGUCUGUGGACAUGAUCAAGGUGAACUUAAACAAGGUUUCUGUGUGUGUGUGUGUGUGUGUGUGUGUGUGUGUGUGUGUGUGUGUGUGUUCUCACAGCUGUGCCGGCGGCCCCCGUCAACGUGUCGGUGACCCAGCUGAGGGCGCACUCGGCCAUGGUGACCUGGAACGUCCCACAGGGUGACACCGUCAUCGGAUACGCCAUCUCCCAACAGGUAAAGUCUGAGUGUGUGUGUGUGUGUGUGUGUGUGUGUGUGUGUGUGUGUGUGUGUGUGUGUGUGUGUGUGUGUGUGUGUGUGUGAUCGAUUCCUCUUAAUUGGUUUAAUCCUCCAAAAGCUCUACAAUGAUUGGUCAGACGGCUGCUUAAAUGGAGUCCAUCCGUCAGCCGUCAGGUUUCGCCCGGUCUGAACCUCUCCCGGUCUUUCUGCUCGUUUGGUUGAAGGCCAAUUAAUUUUUCAGGGGGACAAAUUGAAGAGACAUAAAUUAUGAAAACCUUGGACGGCUGCCGCUCCCCCUCUGAAGCUGAAUUAUGGAUCGGCUGUGAUUGUUUUUUUCGUGGACUCGCUGCUGUUAUUUUGUCCUCUCUCUGUCCACGGGGGGAUUUUCUGAAACGCUGCAUCAUCACGAGAGGCGUCUCCUCUCCGAGUCAGGGGGAGAGUGAAACUCUCUGUGAAGCUGGUUAGGGUCGAGACAGAGCUGCUUUUGAUGUCCUUGUUACUGAAGACGACCAGAGAGUCUUUGAGGGUCCAAUUAGAGAAGAAGAAGAAGAAGGAGAAGAAGAAGAAGAAGAAGAAGAAGACGAUUAUUGGAGGAGGAGGAGACGGUUUUUACUGAGAUGUAGUUUUUGAGGUGGACCUGAUUUUAUGACCUGAACCCCGUCAGCUCAAGUCCCUGUGAUCCCAGAGUGUGUCCUCAUGUCAGAGUAAUGAGACCUGUCCUCACACUGAGGACCUGUCUCACCUUUCCCUCUCAGUCCAGUCCCCCAGUCUGGACCCGGACCCUCUGAACCGUUUAUAACCCUCACUUCCUGUUAAUUUAAGAUCCAUCCAGCCUCCUUUGUCCCUCAAACAGACAUGCAGAUAAAUGUUCAUAAAAUCAUCAUUUUUAAACUUUUUAAAACUUUUUUUGAUUCAAAUCUCUAAAAAAAACUUCAGCCCUGAUCAUUAAAUAAUAAAUAGAAAAUUCAAAGUUUUGCUCUUUUAAUGACGGUUUUUGUUCGACAUGUCAGUGUUAUUUUUAAUGGAAAAAAAAAUCAUCAUAUUUCCAUAUAAAAUGACAGAGAUUAAUUUUUUUAAAUAAAAAGAGUCAAUGAUGAGAAAUAAAAUUGAUUUUGAUGCAUUUAAAUUUUUUUUGUAGUGAAAAUUUUCCGUAUUUUACCUCCAUACAGCCUCCUUUGUCCCUCAAACAGACAUGCAGAUAAGUGUUCAUAAAAACAUCAUUUUUAAAGUUUUUUUAAAAUUUUUUCGACUCAGAUCUCUAAAACAACUUCAGCCCUGAUUAUUAAAAAAAGUAAUGAAUAAUAAAUCUGAUGUUUUUCCCUUUUUAUUCCAGUUUCUGUUCACCAUGUCAUAUUUAUUGAUAAAGUAAUAAUCAGCUGAACUAAUCAGCCUCGUCCUCGACCAAAUCAAAUGUGAUUGAAUUCAUUUGUUCAUAAUAAAUUAAUAUUAUAUAUAAACAUAUAAAAUCAGCAGAUAUCCGUAAGAUAGGAAUCAUUUCUAAGCGGCACUGAAGGGGUUAAAAUGAUGUGCGGCUCAGUCUGUUGUCUCACUGUGGGAAAGUCAGAUUUAGAGCCCUGCUGAUCGACUGACUCCGAUAAAAGAAGGUCGGAAUAUGUUGUUAUGGUGACAUAAAUACACGCUGUUUUUAAUGGAAGUCUAUUGGCCGAUUUGAGGACAGAGGAGGGUGGGCGGAGCUAAAAUGACUACAGGAGAACUACAGGAGACAGAGAGGAAAAAAUGACAGGACAGAGGAGGAGCCGAGGGUUAGUCUACUCAACACCAGAGCAUGUCUGAACCUUUAGAUCUGAUCUGUCCUGGGUUUCCUUCCCAGCACCUUGAAUCCUUCCUUCCUUCCUUCCUUCCUUCCUUCCUUCCUCACGGCUGACUCACUCUGCAGGUUUUUGGAGUUCAGAUCUUUCUACAAAGCCGCUCAGCAGAGUCCCCUGGACCUGGGUCAGACAUCUCUGUUUUAAUUCUGCUCAUAAAUCACCUCAUUAUGUUGCUCUCACGUCUCGGUAACACCGCCCGCUCACUCAGCUCGCUCCGUCCUAAUCACUUUCUACCUCCCACCGUUCUGGCAGAGAGCAGAAUCGGACAUCAGGAGUGGGAGUCGUCUCCAUUAGUGGAAAUGAUUUGGCGAGGGUCCGGUCUCACAGGAGAGACAUCCUCGGUGGCGGAGCUGCCAAAACCGUUUUUUAUUUAUUUAUCUUUGAUAAAGUCUCCUCCCGUCUGACUCACCAUCCAUCAACCUCCUGGAGAACCAGAGGAGGGGAGUGUAAAACAUCUCCUGUCAUAACCUUUAGGCUGCGCUCCUGGAGAGAGGAGGAGGAGGCGCAGGAGGAGGAGAACAAGGAGGACCAGAGGAGGAGGAGGAGGAGGAGGAGGAGGAGGAGGAGUUCGAGCUGCUGCGUCUGCGUUUGACAUCGGUUAUAGGACAUGAGCAGAAAGGGGGGUCCAGAAACAAGAUAAAAACAAGAUAAAAACACUAAAAACAAGAUAAAAACAAGAUAAAACAGGAUAAAAAAGUAAAAACAAAAUAAAAACAAGAUACAACAAGAUAAAAACACUAAAUCUGAGAGAAAAGGGUCUAAAACAAGAUAAAAACGAGAUAAAACGAGAUAAAACAAGAUAAAAACAAGAUAAAAACACUAAAAACAAGAUAAAUACAAGAUAAAACAGGAUAAAAAACACUAAAAACAAGAUAAAAACAAGUAAAAAACAAGAUAAAAACACUAAAAACAAGAUAAAAACACUAAAAACAAGAUUAAAGGUAAAAAACACUAAAAACAAGUUAAAACACUUAAAACAAGAUAACAACAAAAUAAAAAAAACUAAAAACAAGAUAAAACAAGAUAAAAACACUAAAAGCGAGAUAAAAAAACAAGAUAAAAACACUAAAUCUGAGGGAAAAUUGUUUAAAAACAAAAUUAAAAACACUAAAAAACAAUAAAAAACAAAUACCCAGUAUUAGUGAAGAAUGACUAAACUCUGUCUCAAUCCAAGCAGGCUGAUCUUGAAACAAGGCUUACUGAAUCUGAAAACAAGAUUCCUUUGGAUGAGACUAGAACUGAUUUGAACAGUUAUUUUUCUCAUGUGAAGAUUUCCUGACUAUUGGAGACAAACAGAAGAGAAGGUUGUUGGAGAGAAGAUUACAGUGGAAACUUAAAGACUCUGAAAACAGGAGAAAUUCUCCAACACUUCUGGAUCUACGGUUGGGUUUUGUUUUCUCGGUAAGAACUGAAUCGUUUGCAGGAUUCUGCUCCGACAAAAAUCAGCUUUUAAGGCUAAAAUAAGCAGCAGCAGCAGCAGCAGCAGCAGCAGUGAGCGUCUUUAGGAGAUUAUUUCACGGGUAUUAUCUGUGCGUGACAAGCUGAGUCUCUGUUUCUGUGAAGGAGAAGCAGGACGAGUGAAUCUGCUCAGACAAAAACCUCCUUCGCUCAUCUGAAGUUGUUCCAAAUCCCAGAUCUCCUCCGCCCGCACGGAUUCACACGUUACGCAACAAACAGGAACACACACACACACAUACACACACACACACACACACACACACACACACACACACACACACACACAGAGGUUUGAUUUUAGAAACACACAAACUCUGAGUCUGACACCUCUUCAGCACUCGAGGUAGAGAGAUGAUUGACGUGUUGGGAUGUUUAACCCGCAGACUGAAAACACAGAUCUGUUUGUUUGCUGUCGACUCCUCACAUGACCCCAAAAUAACUCCGUCUCCACCUGCAGGAGGAGCAAAGGUCAGUCUGCGGCAGAGAAAAAGACUUUUCACUGAGGUCAGAACCUUUUCAGAAACGCCUGAUGAACCCGGCUGAAGGUUAAGUGGAUCGAACCGAUCAGAAGAGUCUGGGUGACCUUUUCUUCUUCUUCUUCUUCUUCUGCUUUUUUUUUCAACUUUAAAAGAAACUUUGGAGGAGAGGAGAAGUUCAAGUUUCACAAGAAGACAUUCGCGAGUAUUUCUGUUUCUAUCUUGUUUUUAGACCUCCCAUUUUUGCAGUGUGUUCAUGAUGUUGAGAGCGGAGAGGAGAAGUCGACACACUCCGGCUCACAUCACGUUCAUGCCUGCCGUUUUUCUGCCCUCUGGUUUGGCUGCUAAGGUAACAGGCCUGCAGACCAAACUCAGGGCUGUAAAGAGUCUGUUAGUUUCGGUCUCUCUGUUCUAAUUCAGUGUAGAUCAGAUUUAUGACUCUGAUAAAACAGAUGAUGCUUUUUGCAGGAAUUGCUGGUGAAUCUGAAAACACUCACAUUUCUUUCCUUUCUGCCUGAAUCAGGCGUUUCUCUGCUCUUUUGGCUGAAGCUGUGUUUGGCCGCUCUCUCUCUAAGUGUGAUGGAUUUGGAGGUUUUAGGUCCAGAAUCUUGCAUAAUCUCAGCUGAGUCACCUGUUUUGAUUGAAAACCCCUGAUGAACAUCCAGAAACACUCUCCUCUGGUCUUUUUGUGCCGUAGGACAAUAAAUCGUCCGUCUCUGAUCCCUCGUCUGGACUCUGCUGAGUCUCUGGUGAUUCAGACAUCUGGACCGCCUCAAGCGUCCUGCCACUUCUUUUAUUUAUUGACUCCUCUUCAGCUUUUACUGCUUCACAGCCGCUUUAAUGUGCCGGGAAAACCUGAGUGUCGCUCCGACUAGACCUGAACACCCACCAGGCUGCAGAGAGAGAGAGACAGUUCAGAGUUAAAGUUCUGCUUUAACAGAGCCGAGAUGACACUUUUCUUUGUUCUGAUGAAAUCUGUUUAGAGCUUCUUUAACUUUGGUUUCAUGUUUGACCUUCUUCAGUUCAGAGUUUGACUUUUUCAGUUUUCUUUCAUCACCUUUUUCCGGCUCAUCCUGCAGCAGAUUAAAGAUGUAAAAAAAAAAAAAAUCUUCUGUCGUAACUUUGCAGCAAAAAUCAGCAACUGCUGAGUCAGCAAAUAUCGGCGUCGCCACGUUGUUUCUGUUGUUUCUGUUGUUUCUGCUGCCCCCUGGUGUUUCAAAGUGUUACUGCAUUCAAACAAACAAGCAAGAAUUUCAGAAACCUUCUUUUCCUCAACAUCGCGUUGUUUUACACACCUUUUUUUACACACCUGUGUCCAUGCACACCUGUUUUUUUUUACAUACCUGUUUUUUUACCAAUUUUUUUUUUCACACCUGUUCUAUUUUUGCACAUUUUUUUUACACACUUGUUUUUUUUACACACCUGUUUUUUUCUGCACCUGUUCUAUUUUUGCACAUUUUCUUUUUUACACACUUGUUUUUUUUGCACACCUAUUCUUAUGCACAGGACCAUGAAGUCCUGAGAGCUGCAAUUAGAAGAGGUGGAUGAUACCGCAGGAUUACAUUUGCAUAUAAAUAUGUGUGUGUGUGUGUGUGUGUGUGUGUGUGUGUGUGUGUGUGUGUAUAACCUGCUAACAUGAAAAGUGAUGAGUCAACGUAGCUGAAGUGGGCGUGGCUCUUCGGAAGCUCGUUCUCACCUCUUAACCAAUGAAAUCCAGAGUUCUUCUUCUUCUUCUUCUUCUGAUGCGUGUGUUUAGCGUCAGGACGGACUGAUGCAGCGCUCCAUCAGAGAGGUCAACACGUCCAGCCGCUGGUGCGUGCUGUGGGACCUGGACGAGAACACACACUACAGCGUCCAGGUGAGAAACACACUCAUGAACAUGAUAAUGACCCCUGACCUCAGUCUUUGUAGAGCCACGCUUAUGGAAGUCAAUCUGUGCCAUCUGAUUUUCAAUUUGAAUUUCUAAAGCUGAAUUUUUCUGCAUCUAAAUCAGACUUGGAAUUUCAAAACUAUUUAAUUUCAAGCACAUAUUUUUAUUUCUGACACUUAUUUUUUUUCACAACGAUUAAAAAAAUUCAGUGUAAAAAAAAUCAGUCUCUAAAAAUAUUUGUGUAGCAAAAAUUUGACUUAAAAAAAUGGUGUAAAAAAAUUAAACAUAAAAAAAGAAAUCAGUGUCAAAGAAUUUAGCGUAAAACAGACUGACUCAACAAUCGAUUCCUGGUUCAAUCAUCCAUCGUCCAGCUAAUCAAUUAAUGCUAGAUUGGUCAUGUGACCCAGUGGAAGUUUGAGGAAUCGAUUGCUUCUCCCUGAUUACUCGGAUGUUGAGUUGGUCUGUUUUACACUCAAUUUUUCAACAUUGAAAUUUUUUUAUAUAAAUUUUUUUGACAGUUUUUUAAAUAAAAUUUUUUUACAUUGAUUUUUUUAUAUUGAAUUUUUUGACAUUAUUUUUUAUAACUUUUAGUUUUUUUAAGUUGAAUUUUUACUAAACAAAUACAGAUUUUUUUAACACUGAAUUUAUUUCAUCAUUGUGAAAAAUAAGUUUCAUAAAUAAAAAUGCGUGCUUGAAAUUCAAUCAUUUUGAAAUUCAAUAGUCUUCCAUAGAUCGAUUGCUUCUCCCUGAUAACCCGGAUGUUGAGUUGGUCUGUUUUACACUAAAUUUUUUGACACUGAAUUAUUUGACAGUGGAUUUUUUUUAUGUGAAAUUUUGAAUUUUUACUACAAUACAUUACUACAAUAUUUUCAGAAACCUAUUUUUUUUUCACUGAAUUUAUUUCAUCCUAAAAAAAAUAGUCUUUGAAUUUUUAAAGUUUUGAAAUUCAAAGUCUGAUUUUGAUGCAAAAAAAUUCAGCUUUAGAAAUUUAAAUUGAAAAUCAGAUGGCACAGAUUGACUUCCAUACACUUUGCCCUGGUAUGAGCGCUGCGUUCAUUUGAAGAUGAGCAGAUUUUUGGAGUCAGUCAUGACUCCCUUCUUCUUCUCAGUUUGCGUCUCCAUCAUCACGACUCCAUUAAACUUCGAUGGUCCAUAAUAGACUGACACAGACUGUCCUUCAGCUGGAGGACUCGUUAAAUGAGCUCGUCAGCAGCAGGAUGUCCUGCAGGAGAGUCAUCGAGCGAGCUGACUGAAGCCCGGCCAACAGCGAGAGCUCGGAAAACUCCGACUUUUCCACCUCUGACAUUGAAGCGGAGGAGAGGAGUUUUUUCUGCUUCAUCCAGAGGGAGCAGAGAGAUGAGAGACUGUGCUGAGAGUGAGAGGAUCAAACUUUUAAUGAGAGCGAGUUUCUGUCCAUUCAAGGACUUCAGAUUCAGAGCCUGUAAAAAAAAAUUAGAAUAUCUUUCAAAAGUUUAUUCAUUUCCAUAAUUUCAUUCAAAAACUUUCAUCGAUUACAAUUUCAACCAUUUCAAGUUUUUAUUUGGUUAUUUUUACAUAAUUUGGGCUUUUUUUGCUUCCUUUUAUUUUUUUAGGAAGUAACUUUUUUUUUCUUUUGCAUCACCAUUGCAACUUCCAUUGUGGCUUUUUUUAUUUGCAUCCUUUUAUUUUCGCAGUAAGAAACUCUUUUUUUGCAUCACCACUUUUCUUUGCGUGUCUUUAACUUCUGUUUUGUUUUGGUUUUUUUUGCAUCCUUUUAUCUUUGUGAUAAGUAACUUUUUUUCUUGCAUCAAUACUUUUUUGGGGGGCCUUAACUUCUGUUUUUUUUUGUCCAUCCUUCUAUUUUUGGAGUUAGAAACUUUUUUUUUGCAUCGUCACUUUUUUUGAGUCUUUAACUUCUGUUAAGUUUUUUUUUUUUUUUGCAUCCUUUUGAUUCCGUAGUAACUUUUCCUUUUUUUUUUAACAUUGCCACUUUUUUUUGCAUCGUUAACUUCAGUUGUGUUUUUUUUUUUUUUUUUUUGCAUUCCUUUUUUUUUGGCAGCAGUGUCAGUCCUCGGCCACCGUAGUUAUCCCACUCAUAUUUAGAUUUUUAGAUUUCGGGUUAGUACACUAAAGGGUUAAAAAUGAUCCUUUUGGACAUUAAUUCACCUCGGCUCCUGACAUAUUCUGAAAAUACACACUUCAAGGAUUAAAAAAAGAAACAGGUGGCAUCAAAAAGCCGUUCAUCUAUCAGUGCUGCAGUGACGGAUCCUCUCUCUCUCCCUCCGUCUCUGUGAUUGUUCAGCUUCAUCCUCUCUGUUAUCUCGCCUCAAAGCCUCGUCUCUCUCCCUCUCUCUCUCUCGCCUCACAGCUCUUGUGUCUCUCUCUCUCUCUCUCUCUCUCUCCCUCUCUGUCUCUCUCUCUCUCUCUCUCUCUCUCUCUCUCUCUCUCUCUCUCUCUCCCUCUCUCUCUCUCUCUCUCUCUCUCUCUCUCUCUCUCUCUCUCUCUCUCUCGCCUCACAGCCUCGUGUCCUGAAAAUAAAAACUCGAUAAACAUCAAACUUAUUUAUUUGAGGUGGAUUUUUACUGCAAACGUCCCAGAGAAGGUCACAGAAGGAGUCUCAGCUCCAUCUUUACUCCUCUCGUGGUCCUCCAGGAGCUGAAGGUCUCCUCUGAGCCAGCUCCUCUUCAGGGUUUUCUUCUUCUUCUCUUCCUUCUUUAGGUGCAGUCUGUGGGGCCGCACGGGGACAGCCAGCCCAGCCGAGCCGUCCACUUCAGGACUCUGGAGAAGACGGACCAUUAUCCUGCUGGAGUCCUGGACCACCGUAAACACACACACACACACACACACACACACACACACAGCUCAGCUCCUCAGCUCCUCUCAGAUGACCCUCUGAUCCUCCUCAACUUCAUCUCUGUCUGUUUGUCUCUCCUCCUCAGAUGAGCCGGCCAUGGAGGGUUUAGGGAUGAGUCCUCACCUCCAGACAGGAGAGCUGCUGAUCAUCACCACGGUGCUGCUGCUGUGGGCAGGUGAGGGCGCACACCUGUCUGACUCUGUGCGUGUUCUGCUGAGGUGGAGAAGAAGAUCACAGCUGAGGUCUGAGGAUAAAUGAAGGUCCAAGUGUUUCCAAGAUCUCAGGGUUUAUCUCCAGCACGGCAAAAAAGGAGGGUCUAAAACAAGAUAAAAACGAGAUAAAAACAAGAUAAAACAAGAUAAAAACAAGAUAAAAACACUAAAAACGAGAUAAAACGAGAUGAAAACAAGAUAAAAACACUAAAAACAAGAUAAAAACAAGAUAAAAACACUAUAUCUGAGAGAAAAGGGUCUAAAAGAAGAUAAAAACAAGAUAAAAACAAGAUAAAAACACUAAAAACGAGAUAAAAACAAGAUAAAAACACUAAAAAACAUGAUAAAAACAAGAUAAAAACAAGAUAAAAACACUAAAAACGAGAUAAAAACAAGAUAAAAACACAAAAAAACAUGAUAAAAACAAGAUAAAAACAAGAUAAAAACACUAAAAACAAGAUAAAAACAAGAUAAAACAAGAUAAAAACACUAAAAACGAGAUAAAAACGAGAUAAAAACAAGAUAAAACGAGAUAAAAACAAGAUAAAAACACUAAAAACAAGAGAAAAACAAGAGAAAAACACUAAAAACGAGAUAAAAACACUGAAUCUGAGAGAAAAGGGUCCAAAAACAAGAUAAAAACAAGAUAAAAACACUAAAAACGAAAUAAAAACAAGAUAAAAACACUAAAAACGAGAUAAAAACACUGAAUCUGAGAGAAAAGGGUCCAAAAACAAGAUAAAAACAAGAUAAAAACACUAAAAACAAAAUAAAAACAAGAUAAAAACACUAAAAACGAGAUAAAAACACUGAAUCUGAGAGAAAAGGGUCUAAAAACAAGAUAAAAACAAGAUAAAAAAAGAUAAAAACACUAAAAACAAGAUAAAAACACUAAAAACGAGAUAAAAACACUGAAUCUGAGAGAAAAGGGUCUAAAAACAAGAUAAAAACAAGAUAAAAAAAGAUAAAAACACAAAAAACAAGAUAAAAACAAGAUAAAACAAGAUAAAACAAGAUAAAAACUCUAAAUAUAAGGGCGAAGGGAACAAAGGCAAGAUAAAAACACUAAAAAACAAGAUAAGAACAAGUUAACAAGAUAAAAACACUAAAUAUGAGGGCGAAAGGACUAAAAACAAGAUAAAAUCAAGAGAAAACACUUAAAACAAGAUAAAAACAGUAAAUAUGAGAGAAAAGGGACUAAAAACAAGUUAAAAACACUAAAAAAACAAGAUAAAACACUAAAUAUGAGGAAAAUGGGACUAGAAACAAGAUAAAAACAAGAUAAAAACAAGAUAAAAACAGUAAUUCUGAGAGAAAGGGGACAAAAACAAGAUUAAAAACACUAAAAACAAGAUAAAAACAAGAGGAAAAUACUAAAUCUGAGGGAAAAGGGACUAAAAACAAGAUAAAAACAAGAUUAAAACUCCUCUCUCUCUCUCUCUCUCUCUCUCUCUUUGUCUCUCUCUCUCUCCCUCCCUCUCUAUCUCUCAUGUCUCUCUCUCUCCUCAGCCGUGAUCGCCCUCUUCUGCCGCCAGUAUGACAUCAUCAAAGACAACGACUCCAGCAGCGCCAAGGAGAAAGCCAAGAGGCCGCUGGUCCGCUCCACCUCCUACUACUACAACGCCUCGGCCGCCAGCUCGCCGCUCUACCACAACGGAGCCGUGCGCAGCAGCAGGGUGCGUUACAUCGCGCGUCUGCGCUUUCCUCCAUCACAGUUUGUAGUUUUUUUCAGCAGAGCUUCUGUAGUUUCAUCAGAUCUCCUAGCAACUGGAGCUGCAGCUACAGGAGCAGCAGAGCGAGGACAGAGACAGACCAGGGCUAUGGAAGUCAAACUAUGCCAUCUGAUUUUCACUUUGAAUUUCUAAAGCUGAAUUUUUUUACAUCAAAAUCAGACUUUGAAUUUCAAAACUAUUUAAUUCAAGAACACGUUUUUAUUUCUGACACUUAAUUUUUUUUCACAAUGAUGAAAUAAAUUCAGUGUAAAAAAUCAGUCUCUCAAAAGAUUUGUUUGGUAAAAAUUCGACUUAAAUUUUUUCUGCAAAAAAAUUCAACAUAAAAAAAAAUUUCAGUGUCAAAUAAUUGAAUUUAAAACAGACCGACUCAACAUCCGGGUAAUCAGGGAGAAGCAAUCGAUUCCUCAAACUUCCACUGAGGUCAGUUUUUUUUUAAUUUUUUUUUUUUUGUUUAAUUUUUACAAAACAAAUUUUUGAGAGACUGAUUUUUUUUACACCGAAUUUAUUUCAUCAUUGUGAAAAAAUAACUGUGAGAAAUAAAAAUGUGUUCUUGAAAUUCAGUCUGAUUUUGAUGUAAAAAAAUCAGAUGGCACAGUUUGACUUCCAUACAGAUAUCACCAUGAAACUUCCCAAGUUUAUAACCUACAUUUAGACAAAUAUUUUUUAUAUUACAAGUUUAGUCAAAUGUUCUGUUUAAAUAUGUAAGUGAGGUCAUAUCUUAUUAAAUAUGCACUAAUUUACAUACAUGUAGAGAAAACAAUGGAUAAAGCCCCCAUAGAAUGAAUACAAAGGAUGUAAAAAAAACACUUUUUUAGGGGUGGUGAGAGUAUUUUCUCAUUUACAGAGUGAUAAAAACAGAUAUCCAAAGCCCCCUGACUCUAGUGUGUCAACAAAAUAAAGCAUGAAUUUUUUAAAGGGUCUUUGUUGAAAUGUCUGUAAAUUAGUGCAUCUUUAAUUAGAUAUUAGUAUUUUUUUUUAGUAAUUAAUAGCACAGAGUAUUUAUGGUUCCGGUCUGGGGGUGAAGGUUCAACCUCCUGAACACAGAGGACUAACCAGACCAGGUCAGAGAAAACAGAUCUGCAUAAAUCCCCCCUGGGUGCCCUGGGGCCCCCUCGUCCCUCAUCCAGCCUGAGUACGGCCCUGCUCUGCAGCUCAUUUUCCCUGAACCGCUUUUUGAAAAUCAAGUUCUGAGGAAACGUCCUGAUUUAAUAAAGUUGCAGAAAGACCUCUGAGAUUAAGUCUGGACCGGAUCCAAACCCCCGGAGGACCGUGAUGGAUUAGAGAAUAAGGGGUCUAAAACAGCGCUGGGAUCUCAACUCAAAACAGGUUUAGAGGCCAAAUCCACUAAAGCGAGUUGUUUUGUAGCCGGGGGCAGAAGAACGUUCAAAAACAACAUCUGUAAACGUGAUUUAUUCAACGACCCGCUGCCUCAGAGCCAACGAACAUCCGGGCUGUCGGGUCAGAGCGCCGUUUCUGAGAUUUCACAGGUAGAAACGCCACAAAGUCGGGGGGGGGGCACACACCUGUAAAUGUCAGCUCUCUGAUUGGUGGAUGUCUGUGCAUAAGUCCCGCCCACACGCAGCACCUCAUGUUCAUGUAUGUGACCCUGAUGAUGACUCGUGUGUGUGUGUGUGUGUGUGUGUGUGUGUGUGUUUCAGCUGCACAGAGCCUCGUCCUCCAUCAGCAUCAUCAGAGUCUGA